This is a messenger RNA of Alternaria postmessia, 1506 nucleotides long. RefSeq lists its product as uncharacterized. The record is from RefSeq and is a predicted model, not a curated record. Gene Ontology annotation, molecular function: transmembrane transporter activity. Gene Ontology annotation, cellular component: membrane. Gene Ontology annotation, biological process: transmembrane transport. The transcript has 2 exons. Bases 1 to 1506 code for a protein of 501 amino acids. Lineage: Eukaryota; Fungi; Ascomycota; Dothideomycetes; Pleosporales; Pleosporaceae.
AUGUCGACGAACAAAGAUCCUGAGCUCGCGAAAGACGGCCUCGAAGUCACGGCCUCCCUAUCCUCGUCCAAAGAUGCCAACGCACCUGUACCAGUCGAAGGAACGACCGAGCAUCUGCCUACAUACGAGCACGAGAAGGCUCUGACGUGGAAGUUUGAUCUCAGGAUUCUGCCCAUGCUGGCUGUCAUGUAUCUCUUCAACGCGCUCGACAAGGGCAAUCUGGGCAACGCAAAGACGGACGGCAUGGACAAAGAUCUUGGUUUCGUGGGCAACCAAUACAACAUCAUGCUGAGUAUCUUCUACGUACCAUAUGUCAUCUUUGCGCCACCGAUUGGUAUGCUGGGAAAGAAAUACGGGCCGCAUCGUGUGCUGCCGAUCAUGAUGUUCUGCUUCGGUAGUGCGACGCUGCUCGCUGCUAGCGUGCAGAAUUGGAGUGGUAUGAUGGCUCUACGAUGGUUUUUGGGUAUGGCUGAGUCUGCAUUCUUCCCAUUGGUCAUCUACUACUUGACCACCUUCUACCGUCGAGGAGAGCUUGCCAGACGACUGGCAUUAUUCUAUGCCGCUUCCAAUAUUGCAAACGCAUUCAGUGGACUGCUCGCUUUCGGUGUAUUCCAGAUCGAGUCAAAGCUUGACUCGUGGCGUUACCUGUUUAUUAUUGAGGGAGCACUCACAGUCUGCUUCUCCUUCUUCGCCUACUGGUACCUCCCCAAGAACGCCUUCGAAGCCAAAUUCCUCAAUGAGUCAGAGAAGCAACUCGCAUACACGCGUAUCCAGAUCGACUCUUCAUCGGUCGUUGACCAAAAGUUUAAUCUAAAAGACGCUCUUGGUAUUUUCAAAGAGGCAUCAACCUAUGGCUUCCUAGCCAUUGAAAUUUGUCUCGGUGUACCGCUGCAGUCCGUAUCGCUAUUUCUGCCACAGAUUGUCGCGCGACUAGGAUACGAUCACAUCAAGACGAACCUUUAUACUGUAGCGCCCAACAUCGUUGGAGCAAUUGUUCUUCUCAUCUUGGCUUUUGCCUCGGACUUUACUCGUCUCCGCUUCCCGUUCAUCGCUCUCGGCUUUCUGCUCACAUUCAUCGGCUUCAUCAUCUACGCCACCAUUGACGUAGAACAAUCCCUUACCGUUGCCUACUUCGCCUGCUUCAUGAUGACAUGGGGUACAUCUGCACCUUCCGUUCUCCUCUCCACAUGGUACAACAACAACGUCGCCGACGAGAACCGGCGUGUAACCCUUACCUCGGUUGGUGUGCCGCUGGCAAACUUGAUGGGUGUCGUUAGUUCGAACAUCUUCAGGCCACAGGAUGCGCCAGAGUACAUCCCUGCGCUGGCGACUACUGCAGCUUUCGGAGCGACUGGAUGUUUGUGUGCAGCGCUGCUGGGUGCCUACAUGGUUGUAGACAAUAAGAGGAGGAACGCGAAACAGGGCGUCAACCACACUGCUAGGGAUGUUUCAACCGAGAAACUGAGAGAUGGACCCAAGAACCCAGACUUUAGGUGGUUCUUGUAA